UUAUUUAUUUAACUGCAGUUUGCACACUUAAGUGUUUCAAAAUUACAAAUGCACUGGUUUAGACACAUGAGGGCUCAACUAAAUGUAUAAAUGAGACAUUAUGAACUGAAUAUAGAUUAAAAAAAAAAAUAGUUGUAGGCCUAUAAUCAUGAAAUUGUGAAAUGAAAUGCAAUACAUUUCAGCUCAUUAUUAUGAAACGUUUUUGAUUUUGAAAUAAAAACGUAAAACAUAAAAAUAGCCUGUAAUAAACAGUUUAUUUCACAAUGUCAUAGUUAUACUUCAUACUUAGUCUGAAUUUAUUCAUGAGUAAUAAUGCCUUCAUUUAUAUAAACAAUUUGGAUCCCCAUGAAGACACCGCCUCCAUGUUGUGGUCGUACCGCCGGUGUCCGCCAGGCGGCGGCAUCUCGCUCAGCACACUCGGGUGCCAGAGCAGGUGCGCCGAGGUGAGGCAACGCGGAGAGCUCGGGUGUUUCCGUUGCGGCUCGGCAGUAUGGAUGUGGGAAUGCGGUUGCCGGAGCCAUCGGGCAUUGCUGGACACUCGGUGGAGAUGUGCGCACAGAAACAGGAGCCCUCAGCGGUUGGCUGUCGUCCACGUUAACGGGCUGUUUUGGGGAUGUGGUUUGGAUCCCCGGACGGCUGGGUGUCGCUAGGAACAGGGCAGCUGGGGUUUAUUUCCCCCAUUUUCCCGGGGAUUUUCUAUCUUGUAGGGGAGACGGAAUGAGAGAGAAGCCAAGAAGGAUUCCCCAGCACUAUGGAGCCACGCAUUGCAGGCAGCGUGACAAUGAAAUAAAAUGCAAAGCAUCUGACACUCAACUGUAAACCUUUACCUGGUGCUGCUGCAGGACUGACGAUACGUGACAGCAUCAAGAUCUACUAAUGUCCCACAAUUGUGGAGUUUGUGAAGCCAACAGCAGCAUCAUGUUCUACGGUUCUUCCUCUGGGGCCAGUAUGUCCCUACCAUCCAAGAGCCGCCUGAAACGCCAGAGCAGGACCUUCACACAGGUCCUGUACCGCACUCUGAGUUACAGAGACCGUGUCCCAGUAGAAACUGGAACAAACACUCGUGGGGACAGGCGCUCCACGAACGAUCCCCCAGAGCGACCGGCGGACGACCCAGCUGAACUCUCCACACAGAGCUCGGCCCCUGGGGUGCUGAAGAUUUUUGGAGAUGAAAUUUGUGCUGGUGCCAACUACAAGAGCGUCCUGGCCACGCCACACUCCAGUGCUCAGGAACUGGUCAAAGAGGCACUCGAGCGUUACUCGCUCAACAAGAACGCUGCCCACUCGUACGUCCUGUGCGACGUGAUCGGGCAUUUUGAGGGGGGAGGCGGGAUAGGAGGUGGCGGGUGGCGAACUGAAUGCUUGCGUGCGCUGGGGGACAAUGAAAAGCCACUGUUGCUCCAAGAGCUGUGGAAACCCAGAGAAGGACACGCUCGCAGAUUUGAGCUGCGCAGGAGAGCAGAGGUGGAGGAACUCAACGCCAAGGAGAAGGACACCAUCACUGCUGAUAUUAAUGCUCAGGCUCGUAAGCUCCAGAGGAACAGGGCGAAGGGGACGCUGACCCUGCCACGGUCAAGCAACUCAUCCUUCUGCCGCAGCCUCAGCGAGACCAGCCUCAACCAGCUGGGAGUGGGAGAGGAGCCCAAACGUUAUUACUCCACCCUGCCAGGGCCCUUAAGGUGUCGAGAACGUGAGGCGGCCUCCAGCAGCCGGAGGAAAGAAGAGGGGAGUCAGGGGGGAGGAGGGGUGAGGCACUCGCUUUACCAGUCCCCUCACAUCCUGCUGCUACAGGGAUACAAUCAGCAGGACUGUUUGGUGUACCUGCUGAACAGAGAGCAGCACACAGUCGGUCAGGAGACUCCGUCAGCUCGCCCCAACAUCUGCCUCUUUUCUCCUGACAUCCUGCCCCUCCACUGCCGCCUGCGCAGAGUCCCCGCACCCCGUCGUCAUGCCAAUAACAACAACAAGGGUGAAAAGCUGGUUGAGAGUCAGCGGUUCUCCGUUGCUGUGGAGCCAGUACUCCACGCCACAGUUCUGGUGAACUUUUCCCGCUGCGAGCGCUCCACCACGCUGCGUCACGGUGACCUCCUCUCCUUUGGAGCACAUUACAUCUUCCUGUACAAAGACCCCACGGGCGCUAAGCCUUUGCCGGCUCAGACCUUGGCACGCCUUCGCUCUCUGGGGCAGCUUUACGAUACAGGGGUGGAGGAGGGAGACAGUCAGACAUGUAAGAUGUGUGGUUCUGUGCUGAAGGACAAAGCAGCACAGGUGUCAAGUGCUCCGGCAGUCAGACGCAGCUUCAAACCUCACCUGAUAAAAUCCCGCAGUGGAGCGCCUGCGGUGGGAGGGCCCCUUAGUUUGUCAGGAGGGGAAGGAGGAGGAGGAGGAGGAGGAGGAAGAGGAGGUCAGAAAAGAAGGCUACAGCUGGAUUUUGACCAGGCUCAUGAAGACCAGCUGUUAAACAGGAUUGUGUCUCUUAUAGAACCUGGAGGAGAUGACCAUAAGCUGACACCUGCCUACCUGCUGUGUCUGUGCAUACAACACUCUGCAUCAACCUUCCCACCCGGGAGUUUUGGAAAACUGUUGCUGAAGAUUGUACGACGAAUCCAGACCAUUGCAUGGGAGAAGACAAAGGAGCUGGCUCAGAAGCAAGCUCAGCACCAGGACCCGGCCUCCCUGUCUCUGCUCAGUAUCUCAGACUUGGUACCAGACCUGCAGACCAUAUUCUUCUGGAUGUCUAACUCCAUCGAGAUCCUCUACUUUAUACAGCAAAGAGCACCAGCAUACACACACAGCAUAGAGACACUGCAAGGGUCAAAGGAGUCGUUGCUAUCGGCAACCAUAUCCGCCAAUGAGGAGGCAAUGACUAUCUUGGAAGAAGUGAUCAUGUACACUUUCCAGCAAUGUGUCUACUAUAUCACCAAGGCUCUUUAUGUAGUGUUACCAGGGUUGUUAGACUGUAAUCCAUUCCCGGUCGACAGCUCUGAGCCCUGUUGGAAAGGAGGUGUAGGGUUUCCAGAACCCAUACGCAGGGUCCUGCAGGUGUUUCAGAAUACCCAGGAGCUCUUGCAGGGCUACCAGGUCCACCCGGAGAUCCAGGCUCAGAUGUUUGCAUACCUCUUCUUCUUCUCCAACGUGUCGCUAUUUAACCAGAUGAUGGACAAAGGUCCAUCUCGGGGUUGGUUCCAGCGCUCCAAGGUGUUGCAGAUUCAGGCGUGUUUGCGGAUGGUGAUGGAGUGGGCGAGCAGGUCGGGUCUGGGACAUCUGGCUGACAAAUUCUUCACCAAGCUCAACAGCACUGUGUCCAUUCUUGCCACACCCCCUCAACAGCUCACACAGUUGAGUUGGCGAGCUUUGUCCAGUGAGCACCCGACUCUGAAACCUGUCCAGCUGCACAGGAUUCUCACCCAGUACCAGCUCACAGCAGAGAUAGGCCCAGUCCCAACGUGGCAAGCCAGCAGCGAGGACGAGGCAUAUAUAUACAGAACAGUGGACCUCCUGGAGAGCUUUGAGAACCACCCUCCCAUUGUGCUGCCCAGCGCCGGCUUUAGAGUGGACCUGGACAACGAGUGUGUAGAAGACAGUAUCUACAGACAGCUGCUUUACAUCCGCCACUACCUGUGGGGGCUACGCACCAAGACGCAAACACACACCAACACUCCCAGUGUGCAUACACACUCCAACGGAACCAACACAGCUGAUUGGCCGGACGUUCAGAGAGAGUUAUUGCCUCCGGCCCACAGCAGUCCCCGCUCUGGGGGUCCUGGGGACGAGGUGACGGCAGAGACAGGAGAGGAGAGAGGACGGGACAGACCCUCAGGCCAGUCACACACACACAGCCUCAGAAGGAAUGGCACUAUCCACCACCCUCGAACUGCAAAUCCAGACCCGUCCUGCCUCUUGACCCCUCCCCACACCCCGCUGUACCCGGACGGAGGAGGAGGAGGAGGAGGAGGAGGAGGAGGAGGAGGGGGAGGGGGAGGGCCCGGGCCGAUCAUAGGCCCCAACACCCAGACAAACGGCUGCACCAGCAGAACUGUGGCAGAAAGUAAAAAGACAAAUGGACUCAUCACUAAUGGACUGGAGGGGUGUAUUAGUGGGUGUGAGUUUCCUUUCCCUGUAUCCUCCCCUGGCGCCCCUCCCCUUCCUGAUGACUUGUGUGUGGUGUUUGUAGUGGAACUGGACAAGGGACCCUACGGACUAGGCAUGGGACUCAUAGACGGCCUGCACACUCCUCUCAACGCUCCAGGCAUUUACAUCCGGACUCUAAUCCCUGAUGGACCUGCGGCCUCCGAUGGCAGACUGAGGAUCGGUGAUCGUAUCCUGGCUGUUAACGGGACCAGUCUGAUAGGAGCAGACUAUCAGAGCGCGGUGGAUCUGAUACGCCUGGGAGGAGGCCGCCUACGUUUCCUGGUGGCCAAGUCCGACCCCGACGUCUCAGAGAAGAUCAGCGCCUCCUCCUGCUGACCACCUCUGAGCAACCGCUGCCCAACUAAGACGAGCACAACACACUACACGGGACUGGAGAGGUAGGACAGCAAGAUGACGACGACGACUGAUGGAACAUGGUACACACAAACACACACCCAUGCGUACAUACGCGGCAUGAAAUAGGAGUGUGAAACCCAGCGUCAGCACAGAACAAAGCCAAGAAAUCCAACUGGCGGUAACGCUCCAUGACUCCACUCCACAGCUGCCAGACCUGCUUCCCUCAUGCCAACUUCUACUGGGUUUGUGUGACAGACAGAAUCUGUAACCCACCUUGUCAUCAAAGGAAUAUCCUGUGAGGAAAGUUGCCUAAUUAUUCAGUGCUUGUGGAGGGCAAAGUCUAAAAAGCCAGUGUGCAGUCUGAUGUGGCUUAAAGCACAACAGAUUGUAGGGUUUUAAUUUCUCCCCUAUCAGCCCUUGGAAAAAGUCCAGGGUAUGCACAUGCUCCAUCUGUUUUUAGAAUAAUUUGUAUUAGUAAUUCAGACAUUAAGUAGCAUGGUAAAAAUAGCUACCCAGAUCUCAGACAAAAGGACUCUGAAACUAUAAAAUGUACUUUAGAAUUCUACUUACACAGUACUUUUAGAGUGGAAUGUUUUAUAAACCUGUUUGUUAGCAACUCCCAAAGCACUCUCACCGUCUGCUCAACAGACUAAAGGAUUGUGCAUGAAUGUUAACUUUUGUACCGGAGAGUGGGGUGAAAGAGGACGACAAGACAUACAGCCCAGCUCUCCUAUUUCACAUUUUAUCUCAUUUAACCUCAUCACUGGACUUUACCUCUACUGCAAAAGAGAUGAACUGUCGUGGUUGGACAUGCACAGAGCAUGUGCAGCUGCUGCGGGACAUUGUUUAUUAAUUACUGGAUUGUCGUCAUGUUUCUGAUGCAUAAUCCUGGGGUGUAUAAACCACAUGUGUUGUGAAUAUAUGCUGCAUGUAUUUGGUUAAGAGGUGUAAAUAGUCAUUUGUAAAUAUUUAACACUUGGUCACAUUGUUUGGACAUUCAAAAGAGAAAAUGCAUUUGGGAAACUCAUUUUCUUCGGAUAUAUUCAGUAUAUACUGAAACCUGCUGGGGGGGUAUUUUCUGGAAUGAGUCCUUUUGAGCAGGAAUACAACUUGUGCACUGCAGAAUUGGAUUUCACUUUUAACACAGGUCGUUAGCUGCACUUUUGUUGAAAGGGUAUCUAACAAAUUACAAUAAAAGUUUAUAGUUUUCUUCUAGUGGUCUCCAGCCAUGAAGAUAGAUACUUGUUUCUGCCUUUCCAGCGUCCCAGUUGCUCUGGAUAAUCUUCUGACCUCACGAUAGGUUUCAUAAGAAAGUAGUUCCAAGGAAGACUGUUCAUUAUGAGGUCUGUAGACAUUUUUUCUGGAAGAUGAUGCUUUUAAGUCACUGUUUAACGCUGUGAGCACAAAACAAAAUUCCAUUCACCUUAAUUGUAUAACCAAAAACUUAUCAGCACGGCUAGAUACCAGACAGAAAAUGUUUUUGUUAUUUGGCUUUAAAAAGGAAGUCCAACUAGUUCACCUUUUAUAAAGUCCUCAAUUCAAAGCCUAGGUCACAACAAGAGGGGGAAAAAGCCAUGCUUAGUCAGUACUAUGCUGCCUGGCCUGCUGUUCUGACCUCAGCUCCAGAGAGCUCCCCCGAGACAUCCUGGAUCCCUGUAUCAGGAGCACUGACCCUCUGCUAGCCUGUGACCAGUUCCUCUGCAGAAAGAAGAAAACAUUGCACAGGUGCAGAUCGAGAUGUGCACUGCCUCUCUAAAUAAGGAGUCAAGACGUCUCUUCUUAAACUACGGAAGGAUUAUAGGACUGUUUUUAAUGUUUACUAGGGCUGCAGCUGCGAUUAUUUUCAUUGUUAAUGAUCAUUUAGUCUGUAAAAUGUCAGAAAUUUAAAGAAAUGCGCAGCUUGUUUGUCCAACCAAAGGUCCAAAUCCCAAAAAGAUAAAAUUCUGAAGUACAUACAAAGAAAAGUGUCAAACCCACAUUAGGUACUUAAGAAAGCUGAACUAGCAAAUAUUUUGACCUGAUAAAUGACCAAAACGAUUUACCAGCAUUAACAAAUUGUUGGCGUUUUCCUGUUAUUGAUAUACAAAAUGUCCCCCCCAUCACCUUUUUGUUGUCCAUUUUUGAUUAUUUUUGUGCAUAUCAAUUUGUAUGACGUUGAUCUGAUGCAUGACUAUUCUUCUGUUCAUUAUUUAUACUGUUAAAAUUAUGGUACUUAUAAUAAAGAUUGUUGGAUACUUCCA
Messenger RNA from Micropterus salmoides (largemouth bass), 6728 nucleotides. RefSeq names its product Ras association and DIL domains (gene radil). Gene Ontology annotation, molecular function: GTPase binding. The record is from RefSeq and is a predicted model, not a curated record. Gene Ontology annotation, cellular component: microtubule. The transcript is spliced from 21 exons. NCBI's taxonomy places the organism in Eukaryota, Metazoa, Chordata, Actinopteri, Centrarchiformes, Centrarchidae. Gene Ontology annotation, biological process: substrate adhesion-dependent cell spreading; neural crest cell migration; signal transduction. Bases 877 to 4467 code for a protein of 1196 amino acids.